AAGAGCUCUAGACGUCUAGAGCGCUGCUCUUCACUACUGAUUUGUGGGCGGCGGGCCGACGCUGGACUGAGUGCAGUGCUGCCUGGCGGCGGCAUUUAGUACCAUAGAGUUCUAGCUAUUUGUUUAUUUUCUCUGGUUAUUUUGUAGUAUUUGGGGAUUUAAUUGACAUUUUAGUUGUUUUUGAGGUUAUUGACCCUAACAGUUGUUUGUUAAGCUUCGCUGACUUUCCUGGUGAAAUGGCAGAUGUCAGUGUAGCUUGUUCUCUGCGCCUUACGAGAUGGGGCCAGGUUUUGACUCUGAUCCCCUGGUAGGCUAAAUGAACUCGUGCAACUGAUGUAGAUUGGCACAAUCUCAGCCGCAGCCCCAACGGAGGGGGGGGGGGGUGGAGGCUCCCCCAGAAACCUAAUAUUUGGUAAGUGUUUGAUCUUUCAUUCUUGUUUUUUGUAUACUUGCCAGGAGGUGGAUAUGUCGGGUGGGGUGUUCACUCAGACUGUGCCCCGUGGCAAGGUUAUAGACUUCAGCUUACCUCUCUACGUCAGUGACCUGGCCAUUGGCUACAUGCGGCCCCAGCUGGAGCCAGACAUUGCUGGCUUUAUCAAACCCUUCACCCUCUUGGUGUGGUUACUACUGCUGGUGGCUGUGGGGACGGUGAUCAUCUGUAUAUGGUUCUUCCAGUACCAACACGCUAGGCUCAGCACCGUCCCGUCACGCCGUUGCGACCAGCUAUGUAGUGGAGGGGGAAGCGUGCCCCUGGGGGACGCUUCGGGGCCAGGUGACGACGCUCAGGGGCCAGGUGACGACGCUCAGGGGCCAGGUGACGACACUCCGGGGCCAGGUGACGACGCUGGAGGGCAGGCCUUCCUCUGGACCCUUGCAGCUACCUUGUCUCAGGGGUCAACAUGGUGGCCAGUGGCGGCGACAGUGCGCGUGCUGACCGGCACAUGGCUGUUGAUGGCGUUCGUCCUGGGCUCCGUAUACCGCUCCAACCUCAUGGCCAUGUUGACGCUGCCCAUCCUGCAGCUGCCCUUCAACAGCUUGGAGGAGCUGGUCCAGACUAACAUCAAAGUCUUCACGGUCCCCGAUAACUUCUUAGCAUCAGCCAUACAAGAGGCGAGGCCGGGAACGUUGCUCCAGCGCCUGCAGAAGCAACAAGUCAUCAACAAAGACAUCGAAGGCGCAAAGGUCAAGAUCACCUUGGGGCAGCUGGCUUUCUUCACUAAUCGGCCGACUUUAGAGGCAUUGAUAGAUACCAUCACUGCUAAGAGCAAGAAGUGUAGCCACUACAUCGCCAAGGGCAGCUACUUCGGCUCCUCCAGCCUGAGCCUGGCAUUCCCGAAGGGCUCUCCGCUCAAGCAGAAAAUCGAUCCUCUAGUGAGAGGCUUGAGGGACUUCGGCAUCCUGGAUUACUUGUACCGUAAAUCGCUGCCGUUCCUGACCAGGUGUGAGAAGGAAGACCCUGUGAAUGGCCUCCACAACCAGCUGCGGCCUCUUCAGCUCAACGAUUUCUACGGUGUCUUCAUAGUUUAUCUCGUAGGGAUGUUUCUGGGGUUAUUGGCCUUCCUGCUCGAGCUGGCUUGUCGCACACUCAUAGAGUGAACAUCCCUAUUGACCCUAAACACAUCCAACGCUACUGUUCUUAAACACUCACAACCCUACUGACCCUAACACACACAACCUUACUGACCCUUAACACACACAACCCUACUGACCCUUAACACACACAACCCUACUGACCCUUAACACACACAACCCUACUGACCCUUAACACACACAACCCUACUGACCCUUAACACACACAACCCUACUGACCCUUAACACACACAACCCUACUGACCCUUAACACACACAACCCUACUGACCCUUAACACACACAACCCUACUGACCCUUAACACACACAACCCUACUGACCCUUAACACACACAACCCUACUGACCCUUAACACACACAACCCUACUGACCCUUAACACACACAACCCUACUGACCCUUAACACACACAACCCUACUGACCCUUAACACACACAACCCUACUGACCCUUAACACACACAACCCUACUGACUCUUUAACACACAACCCUACUGACCCUAAACUGCUCGUGGUAUGCAGCCUUUCAGAUGUCGCAGCAGACCAGAUACCUUUAUAAUGAGUUCCUGUCCUGAUUGGUGUGCAGCAGACCUGCUAGUGUUCCUGUGUUCCCUGGUCUUCAUGACAAACAUUAAUAAAUACAAAAAGAAAGACGAAAGAGUAAGUUAUCGACAGAUGGUGAGAGCUCUGAGCUUAUAGUUAAGGUUGAUGGCAACUGUGUUUGAAUUAAUUGUAAAUUUAUUCAGUAAUACAAAGUGUUGAAAUUUAUAACUGAAGCUUAUAUUUAUAUUUAGCUUUCUAUAUGACUGGCAUUAUUGUAAUGUCUGAAAAAUAAUGUAUUCAUUAUAUAUAAAUAAUUUUCAUUGCCAAAGAACGACUUAACACUGUAAAAUCACAAAUACUCACUCAUUGAAGUCGCCAGAUUAUAAAGUAACAUAAGAUGUUGACCUAAUAACAUGUACAAC
Procambarus clarkii (red swamp crayfish) is the source of this 2549-nucleotide messenger RNA. Its product is annotated as glutamate receptor ionotropic, kainate 5. Gene Ontology annotation, molecular function: ligand-gated monoatomic ion channel activity. The record is from RefSeq and is a predicted model, not a curated record. Lineage: Eukaryota; Metazoa; Arthropoda; Malacostraca; Decapoda; Cambaridae. Gene Ontology annotation, cellular component: membrane.